AGCAACUGAUGCUACUACAAAACUAUCUGGCCGGAAUAUGUGGAUAUGACACAAGCCAGAGAAUGCAGUUGGUGGUUUUAAACUACCUAAAGAACGUUUGUGUUUCAUGUGUUCCGCCAUUGAACCGGUAGUUUACAAAGAUAAAGUUCCAAAAUGCCAGAAAAGAAGCCAUUUCAGCGUCUUCCAAAUGAUGUGUCACCUGUCAAUUACGACCUUAGACUGAUACCAAACAUUGAAAAGUUUACAUUUGAGGGAGAAGAAGAUAUUUCAGUGCAGGUGAAGAAUGCAACAUCAAAGGUUUUGAUGAACAGUGUGGAGAUUGCAGUUCAAUCUGUCCAAUACACUGGAGAGGGCCAAGAUAUUACAGAAGGAGUUGAUGUAACAUACCAAGAGGAAGAUGAAACAAUAACUCUGAACUUUCCACAAGAACUGAAGGUUGGAAGUGGCACCCUGAAGAUUAAGUUCACUGGCGAAUUGAAUGAUAAGAUGAAGGGAUUUUAUCGCAGCAAGUACUUUGGUCCAUCGGGAGAUGAGAGGUAUGGAGCAGUCACACAGUUUGAGGCCACUGAUGCAAGGAGAUCAUUUCCUUGCUGGGAUGAACCUGCAGUGAAGGCAACCUUUGAUGUGACACUGACUGUUCCAAGUAAUAGAGUUGCCCUCUCAAACAUGCCAGUGAAGAGUGAAAGUGUUGAAGGAGAGCUGAAGACUUUGAGCUAUGAGCGUACUCCUGUCAUGUCAACUUAUCUGCUGGCUUACUGUGUGGGAGAAUAUGACUAUGUGGAGGCUAAAGAUGCUGAUGGUGUCCUUGUGAGGGUCUAUACACCUGUAGGCAAACAGGAACAGGGACAGUUUGCACUAGAGGUUGCCGUUAAAACUCUGCCCUUUUACAAGGAGUACUUCCAAAUAGCAUACCCACUGCCCAAGAUGGACCUUAUUGCCAUAGCAGAUUUUGCAGCAGGUGCCAUGGAGAACUGGGGCUUGGUAACAUACAGAGAGACUGCUCUAUUAGUGGAUCCUGUCAACUCUUCUUCUGCCAGUAAACAAUGGGUUGCCUUGGUAGUAGGACAUGAGCUGGCCCAUCAAUGGUUUGGAAACCUUGUCACCAUGGAAUGGUGGACUCACUUGUGGCUGAAUGAAGGCUUUGCUUCGUGGAUAGAAUACCUCUGUGUAGACUUUUGUUUCCCUGAGUAUGAUAUAUGGACACAGUUCAACUCACAAGAUCUCAAUAAAGCACUGGAGCUAGAUGCAAUGAAGAGUAGUCACCCUAUUGAGGUACCAGUUGGUCAUCCAGCAGAAGUUGACGAGAUAUUUGAUGCAAUAUCCUACAGCAAGGGAGCAUCUGUUAUCCGUAUGUUACAUGAUUAUGUAGGAGACAAGGAUUUCCGUAAAGGGAUGAACCUGUACUUGAACAAGUUCAAACACCAAAAUGCCUUCACUGAAGAUCUUUGGGCCGCUCUAGAACAGUCGAGUGGCAAGCCUAUCAACAAAAUCAUGUCUGGAUUCACCAAUCAGAUGGGGUUCCCUGUUCUCAAGGUGAGCCAGGUUCAGCAAGGGUCCAACAGAGUACUGACCAUCACUCAGGAAAAGUUUUGUGCUGAUGGUGGUUCAGGGGAUGCCUCAAGCUCUACGUGGAUGGUACCUAUCAGUGUAUCCACCUCAAGUAAUCCUGACAUUGUUGCUCACAGAGCCCUCAUGGACCAAACAACCAUCACACUCACCCUGGAGAAUGUCAAAGAAGGGGAAUGGGUCAAGUUAAAUGCUGGCAAUGUUGGCUUCUACCGUGUACAGUAUUCAUCAGAGAUGUUAGAUGCUCUCUUGCCUGCUAUCAAGGAGCAGUCAAUUCCCCCCAGAGACAGACUUGGCCUGCAAAGUGAUCUUUUUGCACUGGCCAGGGCUGGUGUAGCAUCAACAGUGGAUGUCUUAAAGGUGGUUGAAGCAUUCCAGAAUGAAACAAACUACACAGUAUGGUCUGAUCUGAGCUCCAACCUAGCAUCAUUGAAGGUGAUACUACAGUACACAGAUUACUAUGAUGAAUAUAAACGCUUUGCUAGGAACCUAUUCUCCAAAGUGAUGCAGAUUUUAGGCUGGGAUAAGAAAGAGGGAGAAGGACAUCUGGAUGGCCUACUUAGGAGUGUAGUGAUUGGUCAGCUGGGCAGUUGCGGCUGUGAGGAGACAAAGAAGGAGGCUAAGAAGAGAUUAUCAGCUCAUAUAGAUGGCUCUAGUAUACUUCCUGCUGAUCUACGGGCUCCGGUCUUUAGUACUGUGCUACAAGAUGCUGAUGAGGACCUGUUCAACCAAGUGCUAGAGCUGUUCCGCAAGACAGACUUACAAGAGGAGAAGGUUCGCAUUCUCAGAACUAUGGGAUGCGUCACCUCAGAGAGUCUUAUCACCAGAGUAUUGGACUUCUCUCUUACUGAUGAAGUGAGAUCUCAGGAUACAGUGUUUGUCAUACUUGGUUGUGCUGGUGGUAAACAAGGUAGAGAGAUGGUCUGGCAGUUUGUACAAGACAAAUGGGAUAUCCUAUAUAAGCGCUACCAGGGAGGCUUCCUGCUCUCAAGGCUCGUCAAGGCAUCAACUUGUAACUUCAUCACUGAGGAGAAAGCUGCAGAAGUGGAGGCAUUCUUUAAGGCCAACCCUGCCCCAGCUGCUGAGCGAUCACUACAACAGGCACUGGAGAAUAUCACUCUGAAUAAACAAUGGCUGGACAGAGACAACAAGGGCAUCAGGGAGUUCCUCACUUCUAGAUAAUUCGGGAUUAUGUCAAAAUGGUCAUGUUGUGAAAUCAGAAAUGAAGUAAACACACUUUGUGCACGUGUGCUAAGUACAUCUUCAGCGGACAGAUGUGUAAGAAGCUUGAUAUUUCACAAUGGAAACCAAUGGCAGGACACGAAGGGUGCAUCUCACCAUUAAAUAGCAUUUUAAAAAUGCAGUAACUAUAGACUUCAAACUACAUUGUACAUUCAAAAUACUCCUGUUAUCAAAUGUAACAGUCACCUCCAUUGUAGAUGGUCUGUAAAUAUAAAAAAUAUAUCUAAUAUACAUAAUCAGUAGGCUUGACUAUUUAAUAUUAUUUCCUGAAAAUAUCAAAACUUGAAAAAAGUAGAUACCAAGUAGCAAGGUACAAGUUACAAAUUGAAUAUUCUGCCAAUUCAUUUAUAUUUUUAAAAGACUAAUUUUUCAGUAAAGUUUAUUUCCGAGUUUCUCUAUUAUCUGUAAGUUUUGUAUCAUGAAUAAAUAUUAUAUUUGUUUUUUUUAAAACGAUAUGAUACAGCUAUGGGCCUUUCAGUAAUGAAUUAUUUAUAUAAUUAUGCAAUUAAACCUAAAGUGGAUCUAAUUCAUUAUGAAGUUUUACUUCAUUUAUGUAUCGAAUGAAUGAAAAAAACAAUGUCAUUUGAAUGAGUAAACAAUGACACUUUGGAUUUUGUUUUGAUUAAUCUAUUUGCCAAAAUGGCUUCGGUAGUUGCAUUUACUAAAAGUUUUUUUUGGGCCCAUCUUGAUUCAUUCAACAUGUUCAAGGUUAAAGGCAAAAUCAGAUCUAUGGGGGUGAUAAAAUUACAAGUAACAUGUACAAU
Molecule: messenger RNA, 3572 nt
Organism: Owenia fusiformis
Lineage: Eukaryota; Metazoa; Annelida; Polychaeta; Sabellida; Oweniidae
Source: the annotation of a GenBank genome assembly